This is a messenger RNA of Mesorhabditis spiculigera, 1176 nucleotides long. NCBI's taxonomy places the organism in Eukaryota, Metazoa, Nematoda, Chromadorea, Rhabditida, Rhabditidae. The record is from the annotation of a GenBank genome assembly.
AUGCGAACGCUAGUUGUAGACAACGGUGGUCAUUCUAUCAAAUAUGGGUUUGCUGAUGAGGAUUGCCGAAUCGUCCCAAAUGCCAUUUUCAAAUCGCGGUCGGAGCGGAAACGGGUUUAUGUAGCCGACGAAUUAGAAGAACUAGAGGAUCGAUCUGCGUUGUUUUUUUCUGUUCCGCUGGACAAAGGAUAUCUGGUUAACUGGGAUGUACAGCGGCGUAUCUGGGAGCAUACGUUUCGUGCGAUCGAUCCCGCCGAGACAAGAAUAGCUUUGACUGACCCGCUCUACCUCGUCCCUGCGUUCAAGGAUUAUAGUGGCGAGCUUCUGCUUGACAUUGGCGGCAAACUUUUGACGAACCAGCUCAAAGAAUGGAUUUCAUACCGGGAUUUGGAUAUGCGAGAAGACACUUAUGUCAUUAAUGAAUGCAAGGAGGAUUCGUGUUUUGUUAGUCUCGACUAUAACGCGGAUAUGCGCUUGGCAAAGCUGAAAAAUAGCGGAAAUACGAUUCGCCGCGAAUACGUGUUACCGGAUUUUCAAGAAUUGAAACGAGGCGUGCUGCGUAUGCAGACGAGGGGCCCUGAACCACAACGCAUCAACCUGAACGCUGAACGAUUUUCGCUGCCAGAAGCUCUGUUCAGGCCAAAUUACAUCGGUAUCAAUCAACUCGGAUUGGCUGAUGGUAUUUCGGCUUCAAUAGAUCGUAUGCAGCCGACGUUUAACCAAGCAGCGACAAAGCUGAUGUCGGCUAUGCUUCAAAGCAAGAAAAAGCCGAUCGUUUCCGAUGAGCCGUACCGUUUCCGAUGUCACGUCGUCGGCGGCUCGACGUUGUUCCCGAAUUUUACUGCGCGAUUAACUGCAGAACUGCGCUCGUUACUGCCAACCUAUGUUGAUGAAGUGGUCGUUGAACGACCAGAGAACCCGAUAACCGCGGCUUGGGAAGCAGGAGCCUCGCUCGCCCGGCAAGACGCACUACCCGGAGGUUUUCUGACCCGCGCCGAAUAUCUUGAAUACGGAGACGACUAUCUCUUUUUCGAAAAGUUCCUCGAAUUCUCCCCCGAGCCUUCCUAUGUCGAGGGGCUAGCAAAGAAGUACACGCCGAAGGAAGAAACCGCCCCGGCUCCUUCCGGUGACCCGCAGCAGGCCUCGACCCAAUUGCCCCCUCCACCCGUGGCUAGC